UCCAAGAAUCAUCUCUCACAGUCACCAACCGAACCUAUACAUACACUCCUGUGUAUCUAUACAUUUCACAAAAAAAUUAAAAAAAAUUUAAAAAUAAAAAUAAAAAAAUCGUUAAAUGUUACGGAAAAGAUGACGACGAAGCGAUUCAGUAUAGGCUAUGCUUUAUUAUUGAAGAAACAAAAGAGUUUUAUUCAGGAAUCGUUAGUGGAUUUAGCGAAAUCACGUGGAAUCGAUCUGAUUAAGAUCGAUACAAACAAGGAUUUGAUUGAUCAAGGACCGUUCGAUUGCGUACUUCACAAAUUGUACGGUGACGAUUGGCGUAAACAGCUCCGUGAGUAUCUGAUUUCUAACCCUAACGCUAUUGUUAUUGAUUUGCCUGAUGACAUACAGCGUUUACAUAAUCGUAUUUCUAUGCUUGAUGUUGUUUCCGAAAUUCAAAUUAAUAUGAAUAUGAAUAAGUUUGAUGAUAAUGAUGAUGUUGAGUUGAGUGAAACGGCGUCGUUUGGGAUACCGAAACAAGUAGUUAUAUAUGAACCUGAGAAAUUGAGAUUAGGUGAAAAGGAUAAGGAAGGAAUGAUAGGAGGAUUGAAGUUUCCGGUGAUAGCGAAGCCGUUAGUGGCUGACGGAAGUGCGAAAUCGCAUAAGAUGUUGUUGAUUUUUAGUAAUGAAGGAUUUGAGGAGUUGAAACAUGCUACUGUGUUACAGGAGUUUGUGAAUCAUGGAGGAGUGAUUUUUAAGGUGUAUGUGGUGGGGAAAUAUGUGAAAUGUGUGAAAAGGAAGUCGUUACCGGAUAUUAGUGAAGAGAAGUUGGAGAGUUUGAAAGGAUCGUUGUCGUUUUCACAGGUGUCGAAUUUGACUAGUGAUGAAAGGAAUGAUGAUAAGUACUAUUACAAGAUGAUUGACUUGGAUAUGCCGCCAAUGAGUUUGAUUACGAAUAUUGCGUGUGGGUUGAGGAAGGCAAUGAAGUUGCAUUUGUUUAAUUUUGAUGUGAUUAGGGAUACGAAAGUUGGGAAUAGGUAUCUUGUUAUCGAUAUUAACUAUUUCCCUGGGUAUGCAAAGAUGCCGGGUUAUGAGUCUGUGCUUACUGAUUUCUUUUGGGAUGUUUUGAAUAAGAAAGAAGCAAGGUGUUUCGACAGUGACAAGGAGUUUAUGAAGUUAGUGGAUAAUGAUGGCGGUUGUGGUGAAGAUGAAGGCUCGUGUACUGUUUCUUCGGCUUAGAGGGAAGGAGAAUCGGAAGAGGAAUGACGAUUAACGUGGAGAUUGAAGGUCGAGGUCUAAGGCGAUUCUUGAUCUUUUUGAGUUUGUUGAUCAAAAGGAGGUUUUUCUGUGGGCGAAAUGGCGAAUGAUGAUCUUUAGAUAGUCGUUAGUACAGGGGUUAUGGAUAGAGUUCGGUUCUUUUACUUUUGCUUUCGCCUCCUAAUGGCAGUUUACUUGGUGUUCCUUAUUGAUCAUGUACAUCUCAUCGUUCGCUUUGGAGAUAGGUACUUUUAUAAAUUCUCCUUAAGUUUGUAGGAAGGCUAAGUCUCUUUACAAGGCAUAUUAUAUUCCGUGUUUUGGGAACUAUUAAUUGUGUGCCUUGGCAGCUUUGAUCAAUGAAUUUUGCCUUAUGAAUGAUAA
This is a messenger RNA of Erigeron canadensis, 1617 nucleotides long. RefSeq names its product inositol-tetrakisphosphate 1-kinase 1-like. Gene Ontology annotation, cellular component: cytoplasm. Gene Ontology annotation, biological process: inositol trisphosphate metabolic process. The record is from RefSeq and is a predicted model, not a curated record. Gene Ontology annotation, molecular function: magnesium ion binding; inositol-3,4,5,6-tetrakisphosphate 1-kinase activity; inositol-1,3,4-trisphosphate 5-kinase activity. The transcript has a single exon. The coding region runs from base 130 to 1218 and encodes 362 amino acids. NCBI's taxonomy places the organism in Eukaryota, Viridiplantae, Streptophyta, Magnoliopsida, Asterales, Asteraceae.